Condylura cristata (star-nosed mole) is the source of this 925-nucleotide messenger RNA. RefSeq names its product protein phosphatase 6, regulatory subunit 1 (gene PPP6R1). Lineage: Eukaryota; Metazoa; Chordata; Mammalia; Eulipotyphla; Talpidae. The record is from RefSeq and is a predicted model, not a curated record. The coding region runs from base 8 to 925 and encodes 305 amino acids. Gene Ontology annotation, molecular function: protein phosphatase regulator activity; protein phosphatase binding. The transcript has 7 exons. Gene Ontology annotation, cellular component: cytosol; nucleus.
GGGCGCCAUGUUCUGGAAGUUCGACCUGCACACGAGCUCGCACCUGGACACGCUGCUGGAGCGGGAGGACCUGAGCCUGCCCGAGCUGCUGGACGAGGAGGACGUGCUGCAGGAGUGCAAGGUCGUCAACCGCAAGCUGCUGGACUUCCUGCUGCAGCCGCCGCACCUGCAGGCCAUGGUGGCCUGGGUCACGCAGGAGCCCCCGGCCAGCGGCGAGGAGCGGCUGCGCUACAAGCAGGAGACCAUUGAGCAGCUGCUGAGCAACAUGCUGGAGGGCGAGCAGAGCCAGUCAGUCAUCGUGAGUGGGGUGCAGGUGCUGCUGACGCUGCUGGAGCCCAGGAGGCCCAGGUCUGAGUCUGUGACUGUGAACAACUUCUUCAGCAGCGUGGAUGGGCAGCUGGAGCUCAUGGCCCAGGCCCCCCUGGACAGCACGGCGUCCAGCCCGGGCACCCUGCACGCCCUGCGGCCUCGGCUCAGCUGCUUCCACCAGCUGCUGCUGAAGCCGCCCGAGGUGAACACCCGCCACCUGCACUCCUCCAGCGACGACGAGGACGAGCGGCUCAAGGAGUUCAGCUUCCCGGAGGAGGCCGUGCUGCAGCAGGCCUUCAUGGACUUCCAGAUGCAACGCAUGACCUCGGCCUUCAUCGACCACUUCGGUUUCAACGACGAGGAGUUUGGGGAGCAGGAGGAGAGUGUGAACGCCCCUUUCGACAAGACGGCCAACAUCACCUUCUCCCUCAACGCGGACGACGACAACGUAACCGCCUGGCCCGGUGGAGUGGCCAGCCUGCUGCGCGCGCCCCCGGGGUCGGCGCCCUCCGGACCCAGAGCCCGCCGCCGGCCCUUGCCCCACGUUCUCCCUGGCCCCGGCGGGUCCCGGGAGACAGGCCACCCCCGCACCGAGGGGGACCGGGCCUGUGUCUGA